Messenger RNA from Schistosoma guineensis, 2789 nucleotides. Lineage: Eukaryota; Metazoa; Platyhelminthes; Trematoda; Strigeidida; Schistosomatidae. The record is from the annotation of a GenBank genome assembly.
AUUAAGUGAAAAAUAAACACCAUUUACCGAUUAGCAAAUGAUAUAAUUCUACUUAAUUUUAUAGAUUAAAGUGGAAUCUAUUUUACUCAUAUCAAAUAGCCGGAGUCUCUCUCUCUCUCACAGUCUUGUAUAUGAGCACAAAUUCUAGAAAUUAUGAAUCAUAUUUAUUAUAUCCAAGUUUACAUUCAAAUCAAAAGGUGAAUGUUUCAGUGCAUCAAACGUGUUCAAACAUUACAGAUCCAUUUAGAAGUAACAAUAAUAAUUACAAUCAUCAAAUAAAUUUAUUAAAUAUGUCAUAUGUGAAUUCAAUAUUGUCACCAUCUCAACGUACCUAUUUAACUCAACAAUCUUCAUUCAGUCCUACAUCUAUUAUUAACAAUAACAAUUUAAGUAUACUUAAUGUACCUAUCACUUCAUAUAAUACUAAAACAUUAUACAAAGAUGAUACAAUACAUACUUCUGUUAGCAACAAUAAUGUAAAUUCAAGAAAAACGGAGACAAUUUUAUGUUUAAAACGUUUAUUCACCUUUUUAUUAUCACAUGUUGGUUUAGCUAUUCUAGUUAUUAUUUAUACCAUAAUAGGUGGUUCAAUCUUUUAUGCUGUAGAACGGGAACAUGAAUCACAAAUAAAACUUAAAAUGUUUGAAAAACGUACCAUUUUAAUUAAAGAUUUAAUAUUAGAAUGGAGAAAUUCACAAUUAGAAUUAUUCCAUACAAUAUUAAAUCAUGUAAAUAUCAUUCAACAAUUUGAACAAACAAAUUUUGGUAAAAAAUUCAAUAUUCAUUCAAAUUUAUAUGAUUCUAUUGAACAUUUAACUAAAAUAAAUAAUCAUAAUAAUAAACAAUAUUUAACAAAUCUAUUAAAAGAUGAACAAAAACAACAAUUAUAUGGUUUAUCAUGGUAUUUAUCAACAUUAGGAUGGCCAAAAAGAAUAUUACCACAAUGGUGGUUUUAUAAAAAUUAUACUCAUAUUAAUAUACAAAAAGAAAUCGAAUUACCUAGUAACACAAUAACAGACAAAUUACUCAAUAAAACAUCAGACAAUUCAUCUUCUAUAUUGAUCAAUUCUAUGAAUAAUUCAAAUGAAUAUAAUAUAACUACCUCAUCUUUAUUGAAUGUAACCAAUUCAAUAAAAUCGAUAAAUAAUGGGACACAAUUACCAAUAUCAAUACCUAAUAAUAAUAAUAAUAAUAAUAAUAAUAAUAAUAAUAAUAAUAAUAAUAAUAAUAAUACAUUCAAUUUACAAUUCAAAAAUGAUACACAAAUAGAUCAUCUAUAUUUUUCUAAAAAUUUAAUUAAUUCAUUACCAAAACAUAUUAUACUACUUACAAAAUUAGAUGAUAUAUUACCAAUUAUAUUAAAUAAAAGUUAUCAAAUUGAAAAUAAUUUACAAUAUAAAUUAGCUAAAUAUGUUGAACAAAUUAUAAUCGCUAUAAAAGAUGAAGGAUGGAAUGGUUCAGAGCAUACAGAUGAUUUUAAUUGGACAUUUGAAGGAAGUAUUUUAUUUGCUGUCACUAUUAUAACAACAAUAGGCUAUGGACAUGUAACACCUCAUACACGAUUAGGUAAAUUUCUUACAAUGAUGUAUGCUGUAUUUGGUAUACCAUUAUUUUUUUGUUAUCUUUCAAAUAGUGGUAAUUAUAUGGCAUCAUUAUUUCAAGUUUUCUAUAUACGUAUUUGUCAACCAGCAAUUAUACAGUUUAAAAAGUGUAUCAAAAAGUGUUUUAAUCAAUUAACUCAUAGAAAAGUUACUCAACAAUUAAAAUUAUCAAAAAACAAUGAUAUUUUAAUAUAUGAAAGAAAGAAUUCAAGAUUAUCAUCAUCAAAUCCAAUAAAAUAUAAAAGAUAUAAAAGAACACAAACUAAUACUACUCACAAUCAUUCUAAUAGUAGUAGAAUUAGUAGUAAUGACAAUAAUAACCAUUUAUAUCAUACUUAUCAUAGUCAUAGCUAUGCUAAUUACAAUCCUAAUGAUCAGUUGAAUUUAAAAAAUAUUGAACGAUCAAAUUUAGCAUGGAGUGAUAAACAAUCCCAAACUUCUUCAUCAAGAUUAUCAUCAUAUAAACCAGAUUAUUUAAUGGAAACUAUACCAUCUACAACUUCUUAUAUAAAUACAAAAAAUUAUUCAACCCAAAGAUUUAACAUAAAUGAUAUAUACUCACUAAGUCCAUAUUUACAACAACAACAACAACAACAUACACCACUGGAAAGUUUUGACUUGUCAAAUUAUUAUUUAAAUACAACUCGUUCAAUCAAUGAUCAAUCAUUCAAUGAAUCAAUAAAUACUUCGAAUAACCUUGAAUUACUUUCAUCAAUGAAUGUGAUAAAUAUAGAUCAUCAAUUAAAACAACAACAACACCAACACCAACAACAAAUACGACAAAGUGAUUUAGAUAUAGGUCAUUCUGCAACAAAUGAAUCGAAUAAAUCAUCAAAUGAAACAUUAAAAACAGUUCCAAUAUCAUUAACUAUACUUAUGAUGACUGUUUAUAUAUUAUUAGGCGCUACUGUAUUUUGUUUAUGGGAAUCAACAGAUUAUUUAAAAUGGUCAUAUUUUUGUUUUGUAACAUUAUCAACAAUUGGAUUUGGUGAUAUUGUACCAGGUACAAAGAUUGAUUCACAAAAUCCAAAAGAAAAGAUGAUUGCUUUAGCAGUCUAUGUAGCUCUUGGUCUAUCUUUAUUUGCAAUGUGUUUCAAUUUAAUGGAAGAAGAGGUUACAGCAAAAAUGAAAAGAAUAGGACGACGUAUAGGUGUUACAAAAUCUAAAAAAAAGAAAUCAAAAUCUUAG